Alternaria ventricosa is the source of this 1311-nucleotide messenger RNA. RefSeq lists its product as uncharacterized. Gene Ontology annotation, molecular function: DNA-binding transcription factor activity; transcription cis-regulatory region binding. NCBI's taxonomy places the organism in Eukaryota, Fungi, Ascomycota, Dothideomycetes, Pleosporales, Pleosporaceae. Bases 1 to 1311 code for a protein of 436 amino acids. Gene Ontology annotation, biological process: positive regulation of transcription by RNA polymerase II. Gene Ontology annotation, cellular component: nucleus. The record is from RefSeq and is a predicted model, not a curated record. The transcript has 2 exons.
AUGAAACUUCACCAGCCUGAUCCAGCUUCGACCUCGCCGUUCUCCACCGAGGGCGCGUCGACUGGACCGAACGAAGAUUACCUCUUGCACACAUUUCUCCAGAUGCUCAUGCCACCCAUCCUGACGCCGGUAGAAACUGGUCCCAAAUGGGCAUCUACCCGGGCAUUCUUUGCCACUCUGGCUGCAGAGUCACCCAUCGUCAAGAGUGCCAUCAUGGCUUUCGCCGCGAUGCAGAUGCAGCGCAGUGGGCUGGGUAACGACAUGGCCAAGGCAGACUGGAGGCCUUUGUAUGAGACCGCAUCCAGACAGGUAGCGAAUUGCCUAGCAAAGACGCGAGUAGUCGAGGACAGUGACCUCAGACACAUGCUCGCUGCCCUUUUCCUGCUGACUUAUACCGAUCUUCUUACGGAAAUGCUGCCACGAGCCCACACGAACCUACGCGAAGCCUAUACACUUAUUAAGAGUGCCAGCAAGACCACCUUCUCAGCACCGGAACGCCGACUCAUCUCAUGGAUGCGCCUACUUGACGCGCGCGCUGUGUCAACAGCAGGUGGAGAAGGACUCUUCUUGGCUGACACAGACGAGACCAUCUUUGAUGCGUCGCCUGCGGCCAAUCCCGGGUCAGAUCCGGACACGUCGGAUACCGAAAUCGAGGAAAUUCUGUUUGACGUGUUAUAUCAUCCCGGUAUCAUGUUCUAUCAAAAGGUGCAGUCCUUCGCCGGUCGCAUCACACGCAUUGACCCGUGGCGUCGUACACGCGGCACGGUUCAGGAUGAGACUGAAGUGAUGGCCAUCGCAGCACAGAUCUCCAAGGAUCUACAUGCACUUUACGGCCAGCGACCAGCAUUGAUGGAUCAUGCGGUUGCUGGAAACCUCACCGAAAAACACAUAGCCAAAAACUUAGCAGGCGCACUCACACGGAGUUUCCGGACCUAUCUCGCAAACUACUACGCAUCGUUCAUACACUUGCAUCGCGUUGCGUACGUGCAGUACCCAAAAACCAAGGAUGUAAUAAAUGCCAUAAUGAAUAUAAAGCGUCUGACACAUCUGAUGGCGCAGGCAGACGAGUCGCUGCCGGUCAAUGUCUUGUGGCCACUGAUGAUGUGGGGGUGCGAAGAAGACGACUUGGAGGAACGAAGAUGGAUCAUUGAAGCCAUUCGCAGUCUCGAGAGCAUCGCUACCAACGCGAAAGCUACCGCAGACCUGUUGGAAGAAGUGCAAAGACGGCAGGAUGAAGGCAAGCGAAGAGUCGACGUGCGUUUGGUCAGCCAGGAGUAUUUCGCAUCAUCAAACCAUUUCGCAAUCGUGUAA